Molecule: messenger RNA, 1070 nt
Organism: Anastrepha obliqua
Lineage: Eukaryota; Metazoa; Arthropoda; Insecta; Diptera; Tephritidae
Gene: U2A
Product: probable U2 small nuclear ribonucleoprotein A'
Exons: 1
Coding region: 156-938 (260 amino acids)
Biological process (GO): mRNA splicing, via spliceosome
Cellular component (GO): U2 snRNP
Molecular function (GO): U2 snRNA binding; protein binding
Source: RefSeq, a predicted model, not a curated record
UUAUGUGACAUAUUUGACGCUUGCCUUCAUUUUAAUUCGUGUAUGAUUUAGAGUUUGUAUGAAAAUUCAUAAAAUUUGUAUUAAACCUGGGCAUUAUUCUUCAUAUUGCAAUAAAGUGUAAUCGAUAACACUGCCAAAUAUUUGUAAUACACAAUAUGGUGAAGCUAACGCCGGAACUAAUAAAUCAAUCAAUGCAAUUUAUAAAUCCUUGCCGGGAGCGGGAAUUGGAUUUGCGCGGUUAUAAAAUUCCACAAAUUGAAAACUUAGGCGCUACAUUGGACCAAUUUGACACAAUAGAUCUUUCUGAUAAUGAUCUGCGAAAAUUGGAUGGGAUACCGUAUUUACCGCGUCUAAAAUGCCUGCUACUUAACAACAAUCGUAUCCUGCGUAUUGGCGAUGGUCUGCAUGAAGCGGUACCGAAUUUACGCUCAGUUAUUUUAACAGGAAACAAUCUGCAGGAGCUAAGUGAUUUAGAAGCACUUGCGUUACUACCUCACCUCGAAACAUUGUGUUUGCUUGUAAAUCCUGUUUCAACAAAACCUUAUUACCGCGAGUACAUGGCUUUCAAAUUUCCCCAGCUGCGUUUGCUUGAUUUCAGGAAGAUCAAGAGAAAGGACCGUAUUGAGGCACAAGAAUAUUUUCGUACUAAACAGGGUAAAGAUAUGUUGAAAGAAGUAGUGAAGAAAUCAAAGCUUAAUGCAUCGGUCGCUGCUGCGGAAGCAGGAGGCAACGUCGCUGCUGGUAGUGCAGCGAGAGCGGCUAAUCCAGAAGAUUUACAACGUAUACGAGAUGCGAUAAAAAGAGCGAACUCUCUUCAAGAGGUGGAGCGACUAUCACGUAUACUACAAAGUGGACAACUGCCCGAAAACUUUGAGCUCGAACUAAGCCCGAAAGGUGUUACACAGAAUGGCAAUGGCAUAGAAUCUAUGGAUUUUUAAAAAAUAUAUUAAAACACUGGUUCUAAAGUAGUUGAUUUGGACUGACAUUUGGAUUAAAUACUUUAUGAACAUAUGUAUAAAAAAAACCUUAAAUAAGUAAAGAAAAAAACUGAAACUGUAACGCUAUGUGAA